Xenia sp. Carnegie-2017 is the source of this 555-nucleotide messenger RNA. Its product is annotated as zinc finger MYM-type protein 1-like. The transcript is spliced from 2 exons. NCBI's taxonomy places the organism in Eukaryota, Metazoa, Cnidaria, Anthozoa, Malacalcyonacea, Xeniidae. The coding region runs from base 24 to 470 and encodes 148 amino acids. The record is from RefSeq and is a predicted model, not a curated record.
UUCUACAGUUUGUUGACUCUUCAAUGAAUGUUAAAGAAGAGUUCAUGUGUUUCCUGCAUUGCAAAUGGGGGUUGAGUGGUCAACAACUUUCAAAGCUUAUUUUAGAAACUCUAGAGAAAUUUGCCUUACCCAUUAUGGAUUGCAGGGGACAAGGUUAUGAUGGUGCAGGGGCUGUUUCUGGGCAUAUAAAUGGUUUAGCAGCCCACAUUUUAAGAACUAAUCCUAAAGCUCUUUACACUCACUGUUACAGUCAUCGACUAAAUUUGUCUGUCUGUGACACUCUUUCUAACGUUGAAAUUAAUAACAUGUUAUCUGUUGUUUCUCAAGCUGCCAAUUUUAUCAACAUAUCACAGACACGCAACAUACCCUUUGCUGAGCACGUUAAAAAGUCAGAUGUUCAGACCAAGAAGGCAAAACUGGUACACUACCAAUCACCUCAUGUGAAUGUGAGAGAUCAAUUUCAGCACUGAGGAAUCUAAAAACCUACCAAAGGAGCACUAUGGUAGAGGAACGUUUAAAUGGCCUGGCUUUAAUUCAAAUUCACCCAGAAAUUAU